ACUCCACUCCACUCGCACCGCACACCUAUGACAACGUUCAACAUCCGCGAGCUCUCAUCACACACAUCACCAUGAGGACAGAGGAGAUUGAGCGCCGGCGCAGAGUCCAGGCCGAGCUGGACCGGCAGCCCCAUGGCUUGUUUAUCUCGGUCGUGCCGCGCGACCCGCGCCUCGAGUGGCUUUCGAAUGGACGUGAGGGCGAGCGAGAUGGCACCCCUCAGCCGGCCACAUCCCCCAUCGCACCCCUCCUCGAACACUGGUCGCUCCACCCCGACCCCGCGCCCCCCGUCACGGCCGACUGGGCACCAGCGCUCGCGCCCAUCAGGCUUGAAGGGCUGUGGCAUACUGUCGCCGACCUCGAAGCCCUACUCGCCUGCAUCCCCCGCGCCCCCCUCGCCUCGCUCAAGAUCCAGUACUGCGACCAGCCCCACGUCGUCCUCCCGCGCUUCCUCUCCCUCCUCCAGCCAAACACGCUCCGCCUGCUCGAGCUCGAGCUCCACCUCCCGCCCAAGGCCGUCCCCGCCCUGCUCACCUACCUGUCCUCCCCGCGCUCCCUGGGGCUCGAGUACCUCCUCCUCACGAGCAUGGAGUACAUGUACGUCCUGGACGCUGGCGUCGGCAAGGACCCCGACGUGUGCAAGCAGGACGCGUGGGCCGCGGGCUGGGUCAAGUCGUCGGGCGCGCCGGGCAUCACGGCGCUGCUGGCCGCCAACACGUCGCUGCGGGCCAUCUGCCGCAACCAGUGCGGCAAGCCAAAGCACCCCUUCCCGCCAGAAUGUACCUGCAAAGCCCAGCGGUACUUUGGCCCCAGGCCUGACCCGGGCCGGUGGCACGCGCACGACGAGCUCUGGACAGGCUUGGAUCGCAACGCGGAGUACGGGCAGCGAGCGCGCCGAGCCGCGCUCCGAGCGUUGGGCGUCGCGAGGGUGCUCGUCUCGGCUGUGAGGGACGACGCCGACCCGACGACGACGACGGCCGGCGCCGAACCCCCGCGGGGCUCGAAACACCUCCUCGAUCUCCCCCGCGAGGUCCUGUGCCAUAUUGUGCGCUUUGCGUCGGGCGACCCCGCGGCGCUGAGCUCGGGCCAGGUGAACCGGCUUAUGAAGUACGCCGAGGACCGCAGCGCAUUGAAGCGCGUCGCCGAGGUGGUGGCGACUGAGGGGAGCGAUGGCGUAGAAGAGCGAGUCAAGGAGGCGUGGUUGGCCGCCGGUGGGUUCUGGUGGGAUGGCCCCCCAGAGCCGCCAGCUGCAAUCGUGAGCACGCCAACGCCUGCGCAGUGA
Messenger RNA from Vanrija pseudolonga, 1280 nucleotides. RefSeq lists its product as uncharacterized. Lineage: Eukaryota; Fungi; Basidiomycota; Tremellomycetes; Trichosporonales; Trichosporonaceae. The transcript is spliced from 3 exons. The coding region runs from base 72 to 1280 and encodes 402 amino acids. The record is from RefSeq and is a predicted model, not a curated record.